AUGCUCGAGAUGGUAUAGGCAUUGGAUUGCUUCUCAACACUAAGGGCAUCAUGGCAUUGAUCCUGCUAAGCGUUGCCUGGGACAGAAAAAAGCUUGCCACGGAUAAUGGAAAACUGUACCUGUCUUUGCAGGUCACUGGGGAGUUACUAGAUAACUUGACAAGUUGGGAUGUAUUGCUAGCUGCAUUACCUGUUGGUAUAGUUAGUGGAGCACCAAAGGUGAAAGCCAUGGAGUUGAUUGAUCAGUUGGAAGUCACAAGACGUGGGCCAUAUAAUGGGGUAUUUGGAGGCAUCUCUUUUUCUGGUGAUAUGGACAUUGCCCUUGCUCUGAGUACCAUAGUUUUCCCAACUUAUACUCGUUUUUACACAAUGUACCCGUCUAAGGAUGUGAACAAACGUAGACAAUGGGUUGCCCAUCUCCAGGCUGGAGCAGGAAUCAUGGCUGACAGUGAUCCAGAUGAUGAGCAAAGAGAGUGUGAAAACAAAGUUGCAGACCUUGCCCCUGCCAUUGAUCUUGCAGAAGCCACAUUCUUUUUUUAAAUGAUUUGCAAAAUCUUUAUCUCAGCACUAGAUCUUGCUUUUGUAGACAAAGGAUAUUUAGUCAACUUUUGAAGGAUGGUCCUUGUUUGAUAUGUGCAAAGAAAAAUUUCAACCUCACGUACCUAAAUUCAU
Messenger RNA from Gastrolobium bilobum, 671 nucleotides. RefSeq names its product anthranilate synthase alpha subunit 2, chloroplastic-like. NCBI's taxonomy places the organism in Eukaryota, Viridiplantae, Streptophyta, Magnoliopsida, Fabales, Fabaceae. Gene Ontology annotation, biological process: L-tryptophan biosynthetic process. The transcript has 3 exons. The annotation marks the transcript as partial. The record is from RefSeq and is a predicted model, not a curated record.